AAAAUAAUAUAGAAGAAAGUUGCGUUUCUUUUUAAAUCGUUGGUGCGAUCCAUCAUCCAUUACUUUAUAGUAGUAUGUUUUAUUUUAAAAUGUUUGCCAACAACAAGUAGCCCGAGCUCCUUUCAGCCUUGAAAUAGAAAUAGUUCUUUCUCUCUCUAAACAUCAUUCCCUCCAACGCUCUUUUGUUUUUAUCCUUUAUUUCCUCCUCCGACCUUUGCAAAUUCCAAAUCACAAAUCUUGCAUAUAUCUUCUCCUCAUCAACUCACUGAAAAAACAAAAUAAAAAUAGUGUGAAAAUGGCAGCUGAUCUAAGCUUCUAUGUUGGAGUCAUAGGCAACGUUAUAUCAUUGCUCAUGUUUCUCUCUCCUGUGUCAACGUUUAAGAGUAUAGUUGAGCAGCGAGAUACAAAAGAAUUUGAGAGUGUGCCAUACAUAUGUACACUCUUAAACGCGUCUUUAUGGACUUACUAUGGUAUCAUUAAGCCAGAAUUGCUUGUAUCUACCAUCAAUGGAUUCGGAGUUGUCGUCGAAUUGGUCUACGUCAUUUUGUUCCUUAUCUUUGCGCCUCGCAGAAUGAAGGUCAAGACUUGGAUUCUUGUUGGUAUUUUGGACGUGGGAUUUUUUGCUGCAGCAAUAGUGGUUCCCAAGCUGGCAUUGCAGGUUUCACAUCAAGUUGAUGCGUUAGGCAUUAUUUGUGCGGGCCUAAACAUCGUCAUGUAUGGUUCUCCUCUUUCUGCCAUGAAAACAGUUGUUACAACUAAAAGUGUGGAGUACAUGCCAUUUCUUCUAUCGUUUUUCCUCUUCUUGAAUGGAGCAACUUGGACGCUAUACGCAGUGCUUCGAUGGGAUAUUUAUCUUAUGGUGCCAAAUGGAACAGGAUGUUUUCUUGGAGCUGUACAGUUGGUCCUCUACGCUAUUUAUAGAAAUGCUAAGCCUGCCAAGAGUGACUUGUCGGAAAAUUUGAUCGAGGAAGGUUCACAACAUGCGCCUCUUAUCUCUUCUUCGAGUCAGCUGCCAAAGAAAGAUGCCAGGUGGUGAAACAACAUAAGCAAGCAUGCUCCUCUUUUCUUUGAAGUUUAUGUAUUCACUCUAAUAUUAUUGUUUAGAGAUAAGAAAAAUGAUAUGGGGAUAUGCUCUUCAAAAUUGGAUUGACGAGUGCAUCAGAUUGUUGUUGUAUAAAGUUAUUAUUGAUAUCGAGUAUAAAACAAGCAUUUGUUACUAUCA
This is a messenger RNA of Beta vulgaris subsp. vulgaris (sugar beet), 1222 nucleotides long. Its product is annotated as bidirectional sugar transporter SWEET17. The coding region runs from base 296 to 1036 and encodes 246 amino acids. The record is from RefSeq and is a predicted model, not a curated record. Gene Ontology annotation, biological process: carbohydrate transport. Lineage: Eukaryota; Viridiplantae; Streptophyta; Magnoliopsida; Caryophyllales; Amaranthaceae. The transcript is spliced from 6 exons. Gene Ontology annotation, cellular component: membrane. Gene Ontology annotation, molecular function: sugar transmembrane transporter activity.